Molecule: messenger RNA, 2184 nt
Organism: Cylindrotheca closterium
Lineage: Eukaryota; Bacillariophyta; Bacillariophyceae; Bacillariales; Bacillariaceae
Source: the annotation of a GenBank genome assembly
AUGGUGGCAAGGCGUCAGAAAAAGGUCAUGAAACGAGUGGAUACUCAACACAAACUCGUCAGCGACAUGUUCCCAGAAAAGUUUCGCGAUCGAUUGUACAAACUUGGAGAUGGAAGCGAUGCAGCAUCGGAUACCAUGUCGGUUGGUGGUUCGGAAUGGGCCACCUCGAUUACACCUGGAUUCAAAUCAUCUCGACCAAUUGCUGACUUGUUUCUUGACACCACGGUCAUAUUUAUCGACAUUGCUGGCUUUACCGCUUGGUCGUCAGCGAGAAAGCCAACGCAAGUCUUCAUGCUUCUCGAGCGCCUGUAUUCGUCUUUUGAUAAGCUGUGCCAUCGAUAUGGUGUAUUCAAGGUUGAAACGGUCGGAGAUUGUUUUGUGGGAGUUUGCGGACUUCCAGAGCCAAGAAAAGAUCAUGCUGUUAGGUGUGCAAAGUUUGCCCGUGAAGCAUUGGCAAUUACACCUCGGCUCUUGGCGAAACUGGAAAUCACUAUGGGACCCGAUACCUCGGAUCUUUCGGUUCGAAUUGGAAUGCAUUCUGGUCAAGUGACUGCUGGAGUACUUCGAGGCGAGCGCUCAAGAUUCCAACUGUUUGGUGACACUGUCAACGUGGCGUCUCGAAUGGAGACCUCUGGACUGCGAGAACACAUUCAAGUAUCUGCUACUACUGCCGCACAACUGACUGAACACGGGCGCAAAAAGUGGCUUAAGCAACGUGGAGAAAUCGCUAUUCCUGGAAAAGGCAUGAUGAAGACAUACUGGUUAGAAACAAAGGCAGAAUCUGAAGCUCGACACAAGAAACUCAAUAUGGCGAAUUCCGAACAUGGACACGGAAAAGCUUCGUCAGUUUCGUUCAAUGACGAGUUUGCCAAUCUGGAUUCCAGUACCCAUUCGGGGGCGUCAUCCGAAAGCUUUUUUGACGAUGAUAUUGACGACUUUGAUCAGCUUGAUCAAAGUGGGAAGAAUGCAGCUGGUCUGAGCAAAACACAACGAUUGAUCGAGUGGAAUGUCGAAGUAUUGAAGGGUCUAUUGAAGCAAGUUGUCGCAGCAAGAAAGCAUGAGACAACCAACUUGGAGCCAUUUGUCCAGAUGGAAAAGAAGUUCCAAAGAGGAAUGAGUGAAGAUAAGACCGUCUUGGAGGAAUUCGUUGAAAUUAUCUCGCUACCAACCGUUUCAUUGAAGGAUUUGCGCAAGCGCAAGGAUCCAAACGACAUCCUCCUACCAACUGACGUCGUUGACCAGCUGCGUUCUGUAGUCUCAGCGAUUGCAAGCUGCUAUGAUAUGGAUGUGCCGUUUCACAACUUUGAGCACGCUAGCCAUGUUACAGCAUCCGUGGCCAAGCUGUUGAGUCGAAUCACCACAUCCGAUUCCACCCAGCAGACAUCUGGGCCUCAGGAUUUGCAUACAGAAGAUAUUGCUGGACAUUCCUACGGUAUCACGUCGGAUCCAUUGACUCAAUUUGCGGUCGUCUUCUCGGCCAUCAUCCACGAUGCUGGCCAUUAUGGAGUCCCCAAUGCUCAGUUGGUUGCUGAGAACGACCCAAUGGUGACCAAAUACAAGGGAAAGAGUAUGGCGGAGCAAAAUUCAGUCGAUAUUGUCUGGGAUUUGUUGAUGAAGCCAGAAUACGCGAGUCUCCGAACUUGCAUCUAUUCCACCGAUGAGGAAAUGCGUCGAUUCCGUCAACUCUUAGUCAAUGUUGUGAUGGCAACCGAUAUUGCUGACAAGGAGUUGGGUGCUUUGCGUAAAGCACGAUGGAACGUUGCCUUUGACAAGACCGAAAAUGAAAUGCUUUCUUCGGACUUGGACCGCAACCGCAAGGCCACUAUUGUGAUUGAGCACUUGAUUCAAGCUUCGGAUGUCAGCCAUACCAUGCAACAUUGGCAAGUCUACAUCAAAUGGAACGAGAAAUUCUUUGCUGAGUGCUACAAGGCCUGGCAAGAGGGCCGAGCAGAGAAAGAUCCAAGUCUGAGUUGGUACGAGGGAGAAAUCGGGUUCUUUGACUUCUACAUCAUCCCAUUGGCAAAGAAGUUGGACUCUUGCGGUGUAUUUGGGGUGUCCUCGCAUGAGUACUUGAAUUAUGCGAUUGCCAACCGGGACGAAUGGAAACAAAAAGGGGAAAGUAUAGUUGCUGGGUACUUGAAAAAGUACAGGAUAAAAAAGACCAACACUGAAGAGGACAUUUAA